Messenger RNA from Lasiodiplodia theobromae, 1557 nucleotides. RefSeq lists its product as uncharacterized. The coding region runs from base 1 to 1557 and encodes 518 amino acids. NCBI's taxonomy places the organism in Eukaryota, Fungi, Ascomycota, Dothideomycetes, Botryosphaeriales, Botryosphaeriaceae. The transcript has a single exon. The record is from RefSeq and is a predicted model, not a curated record.
AUGCCUGGUCGCAGGCACUACAAGCCGGCCGGCAGGCCCCAAUACACCAACCUUUCUAUCAAGGCCGUAGAGAACACCGUUCUCGCCAGCGCGCUGAGGGACACCCAGAGGCGAUUUGACACCUUUGCCGACCACGAACCUAUCAACGACCCCAACUCAUGGCUGAACGAACUUGCUUGGUCGAGCGAGGUCAAGAAGUUCGCGUGGCCCGAUGAUAUCAGACCCAGCCCGCGCGACAAGAUCAUUUCCGCCGUCCAGGCCUCUCUCAACUCUUACCAGUCCAAUGGCUGCGACCACUUUGCUUUCUCGGACUGCCUUUGCAUCUGGGAUAUCUCAAAGCUUUGCUCUCAAGAGAAAUUCUUCCGCUCCCCGGCUUUUGGAUCGGCAUUCUGCGUCCAGUUCUCCAGCUUUACACCCCAUGUCGUCAAGAUGGGAUUGGUUGAGGGCGAGUUGGGUGUCUUCCUGAAGCAAGAUGUCUGCGUCCCAAUUUCCCAAUUCCUGGAGGUCCUCCGCGGUGUCAGCCCCAGUUUCGCCCCAUGCUACGAUACCCAGCUCAAGUUCUGGGAAAGCAAGGUGACCGACGACAAGACGAAGUUUAACUACUCUGGAUUGCCGCGCGAACUCAGGUGGAUGAUAAUUGAGCAUCUCGGCGAGGAUACCGAUCUCUGGCCCUACCUUUACAAGCGCGGAGAUGCCAGGAGCCGCUACUCCUGUGCGGAAGAUGCGCGGAGGAUGGGCCUAAUGACUAUCACACCCGUUCAGUACCAGUACGUCAUGAACGGCAUCGGCAUCUUCAGGAAAGGGACCCACGAUGAGCUCAUGCUCCUCAAGACUUCGAUCCGCCGGAACACGUUCUGCUUCGACAGGCCUGGCAACCUGGUCCGUUUCCUGGAUGCAGUCGACGAGAGCCAGUUGUCCAAUAUCCGCAAGGUCCAUUUCAACUUCGACCACGCCGACUUUUUAAGCUUCUUUGGAGCCAACAUCCAGCCCGGCGAAAAGCAUUACGGAAGGUUCGCGAAAGCACUCAAGACUCUCGGCCAGCUCCAUCUGGAUACCGUUUGGAUCGAACCCAAGGUAUCCGAAGACAUGACCAUCAAGGGCUACUUCCCUAGGCCGCAGGAGUUUGGUUGCCACAUGAAGGCGGUGAGGUACAUCUGCGGAUUAAUCACCCGCAACCUCCAAAAUGCCAAGAGGCUCAAGCUUUGCGGCAGCUACUUCCGUCAGUCGUGGCAAGGAGCUCUUGACGAGAUGUUCUUCGACGCGAAGCGUGCCGAGUUUAUCUCCGGCAAGUUUUACGCUCUCAAGGCCGACAAGCCCAACGGAGAGGGUCCAAGCGGCGGAGCCAGGGUUUCGAAGAAGCGUCGCAAGCAUAACAAGAGCAUCGUCGAUGCCGAGCACACGCCGUAUGAUGCGGCUAUCGACCUUCCGGAGGAGGAGUUGGGUGUCUUGUGGCCGUGCGGGUGUCACGACCCGUGCGGUCCGGACCACUUCAACAGUAGUGAGCGGCCGGAGAAGAAGGCGGUGGAGGAGGUGGAGGAGACGGGAGGAGAGGAGUAG